AUGGGCUCUCUGACAUUAAAGACUCAGUUUGGUCAAGCAAAAAUUCUGGAGCGUGCCUUGGAUGAAGCUAGUUUUUCUGUUGCAAAAAGAGGUGCAGGAGGAAGGAGAGGAGGAGAAAGAAAGAAGGCAGUCUCCAAAUCGAGCAAAGCUGGGCUGCAAUUCCCUGUAGGUCGUAUUGCUAGGUUAAUGAAGAAAGGUCGUUAUGCCCAACGUCUCGGUACUGGUUCUCCUAUUUACAUGGCUGCUGUUCUUGAAUAUCUCGCUGCUGAGGUGCUGGAAUUGGCCGGAAAUGCAGCAAGAGACAACAAGAAGAACAGAAUCAACCCAAGACAUUUGUUGUUGGCUAUAAGGAACGACGAGGAACUGGGAAAACUGUUGCAAGGAGUUACAAUCGCAAGCGGCGGUGUGUUGCCAAACAUUAGCCCAGUUCUUUUACCUAGGAAAACUGCAGCCAGUGAGAAAUCUUCCGGAUCUGCGGCCAAAUCUCCUAAAAAGGCUUAA
Dovyalis caffra is the source of this 501-nucleotide messenger RNA. The record is from the annotation of a GenBank genome assembly. NCBI's taxonomy places the organism in Eukaryota, Viridiplantae, Streptophyta, Magnoliopsida, Malpighiales, Salicaceae.